AUGGCGGAAGAGAAGUACAACCUGAAGAACCCGGCAGUAAAGCGGAUCCUGCAGGAGGUCAAGGAGAUGCAGGCCAACCCUUCCGAUGAUUUCAUGAGCCUCCCCCUCGAGGUGAUAUGCGUCUGUAGGUCUGUUUCUUUAGGAUUUUCAUUGAUUUGCGGGGGGCGGUAAAGACGGUGAUGGUGGGGGAUGGCUAGGUCGGUGAUUACCAUGCUUGAGGGCUCCGUUGGUGGAAUUUGGCUAAACGUAUGGAUUGUUGAGAUUUUUGUGACCUAGAUCUGUUGAAUUGCAUGGAUUCCUCAUUUUUUGAGCGAAUGGAGGAUUAGGACGUGCUGCCCUUUUCGGGAGUCUACUAUCAAGCAAAUUUAUGUGCAGAUCGUUUUAUUCUUCGUUUUAUUUUUUAAUAUUUAUAUUUGGUAUGAAGAUAGAUGCUUAGAAAAUGCGCUCGAAGCUGAAUUUUUAUCGUGAUAUUUUUACAAUUAGUCUCAUAUAUUUGCCGCAUGCACGAAAGUUUCGAAGCUCUGAUAGUGCAACUUGUUUGAUUGCUCUAGCGAGAAUCUACUUCUCAUCUAUUAAUUCGAUUAUUGACGCCCUCUUUUUAUCAGGAAAAUAUAUUCGAAUGGCAAUUUGCAAUUCGGGGACCUCGCGAUUCGGAGUUUGAGGGGGGAAUCUAUCACGGAAGAAUUCAGUUACCUGCAGAGUACCCAUUUAAGCCGCCUUCUUUCAUGUUGCUAACCGUAAGGAUACUUCUUCCAUUUACUCCGUCUAUCUGAUAAUUUUUCAGUCAUUUACCAUCAUCUGUAUCUUUACCUCAACGGUUGUGCUGAUUUUUUUCACUUUUUCUUCAGCCAAAUGGUCGUUUUGAGACACAGACCAAGAUUUGCCUUAGCAUUUCCAAUCAUCACCCUGAACACUGGCAGCCAUCAUGGAGUGGUACGCUCUUAAUUAUUUCUCACCAUUGCUCAAUGCAUUGAGAAACUUCGCCAGCAUUCCGUUUUUACUUUUUUUUCGAAUAAUUAUUUAUAUCUAAUUCUAAUAUGAUGUGGCUUUUAACCUUUUCUGUGAAUCCUUCCACAUAGCUGGAGGUUUCAGAAAUACUAAAAUAAGAAUUGUUUGUGUUUAUGUCAUGGUGGAACCUUUGUGUCACUUGAUCUAAUUACUUGGAUGGCCACUAGCCUCUUCGACAUCUGUAGUACAAGAUUCUGGUGAUAGAUUAUUCUUUCAUACUGUACUUUUACUGGUGAUUAGAAGAAAAUAUGUUUUCACUUUGGGUAAGCAAUGCACAUUUCAUGUGAUGGCCUUAUCUAUCCAUUCUCCUAAGUUGUUGUCCUUGUCCCUCUUUCCCUUAAUCCAACAGUUCCUUGUAUCAUAUUUGUUUCGUGGACACACCUUAAUAUCAUAGUCUAUUUUAUAUCUAUCGACUUGUAAUGUGAUCUUUCAAUAAUUCCUCCAGCAAGACAUGCUGUUCCAUUUUAAGUCUUGUAGCACGUUUUCGAGCUGAUAUGUGAGAGCAUGUAUUUAUGUACACAGAUCAUAUGCAAAUGUUCAUUUUUUGAAGUGAUCUAUUUAUUGUGUGAUUUGAUGAAUUUAGUGCAUUUUCUUCACUAACUGCCAUCUAACUGCAUUUUUUUAUGGAAUAUUUUUGAUGUUUUUACAUUGCUGAGGAGUCUUAACAUAAAUUGAAAGUUAUACAUACACGUGUCCUGUGUCCAAUCUUGAUUGUGAAUAGUCAUCAUGUUCUUAAGAUUCAUAAAGACUCUUUUGUGUGCUUUUACAGAGGUUAGUACUAUAUGCUCAUUUGGCUGUGUCAUCCUUUCUUUAAAGCAUUGACAUCCUUCUUCUCCCCUCUCUACUCUUUCCUUCAGUCCGUACUGCCCUGGUAGCCUUGAUUGCAUUCAUGCCCACGAACCCAGAUGGGGCGCUUGGCUCCCUGGAUUACAAGAAGGAGGAACGGCGAGCCCUUGCCAUAAAGUCACGUGGAGGAGCUCCGAGAUAUGGAACACCCGAACGGCAAAGGUUGAUUGACGAGGUGCGUCUUCAGACACCCCCCUUUUUCCUGGCAUAUUCUUAAAUAGUGGCGAGGCGCUGUGGCUUUAAUUCAUUACUUCCUUCUUCAUGUGCAGAUUCAUGAAUACAUGCUAAACAAGUCUCCCCCCGUCCCCACACCGGUCUCUGCGCCUGCACUCGAUCAGCAGCCCAUCCAGAGGCAUGAGGAAGAAGCCCCGGCUGAUCCUCCCGCCGCCGAAGUCGUGGCGGCUGCCGGUGAGACCACCGCAAACAACGCCCAGCCCGAACAGAGGAUCGUCGAGGAAGUGCGGGAAGUCCGGGUGAACGCCGGUGCCGGCCGUGUGAGGGUAAGCUUCUCUGCAGGGGUGAGGUUCAAGAGGAGGGUGGCGGCCAACGCCGACCCUGCCGCCACAGCGCCGAAGCCCGUCGUCGACGAGCGGUGGUUCACCUACGCCGCCGUCGGCCUGACGAUCGCCAUCGUGGCUCUGCUCAUGAAGAAAUUCCUCAAGGUGAAUGGCCUCGCCGGGUACCCGGAGAGUUUGUAA
This is a messenger RNA of Spirodela intermedia, 2552 nucleotides long. The record is from the annotation of a GenBank genome assembly. Lineage: Eukaryota; Viridiplantae; Streptophyta; Magnoliopsida; Alismatales; Araceae.